Messenger RNA from Triticum aestivum (bread wheat), 789 nucleotides. RefSeq names its product ethylene-responsive transcription factor 1-like. The record is from RefSeq and is a predicted model, not a curated record. The transcript has 3 exons. The annotation marks the transcript as partial. NCBI's taxonomy places the organism in Eukaryota, Viridiplantae, Streptophyta, Magnoliopsida, Poales, Poaceae. Gene Ontology annotation, biological process: regulation of DNA-templated transcription; ethylene-activated signaling pathway. Gene Ontology annotation, molecular function: DNA-binding transcription factor activity; DNA binding.
AUGUGUGGUGGAGCGUCCCUCGCGGACGUCAAGGUUCCCACGGUGACGUGGAAAGUGACGAAGGCGGCUCUAUGUCCCAAGAAGAAGAAGCCCCGGCAUGGCAGCAACGGGGGCCGAUGCUUCACAGGGCUUGGUGGGUGCAUGGGACCCGACGUGGACGACAACGAGGAGGAUUUCGAGGCCGAACUCGAAGUGUUCGAGGUCAACUUCGGGGACUCCGACGUGGAGCUCGGGCGCACUAGGGUGGAUGAGAAGGAUGACGACAACGAGGUCGUCGAGAUCAAUUCCUUUGCCGCCGCCAAGAGUUCCCUCUCCCAAGUGAUUGGUUGUUGUACCAGGAGAUUGUGUGAUUGGUUCGGAAAAGAUGACUUAAGCACCAUGACUACUGCAGGUUUUGAUGGUCCUUCAGCAAAAAGGAAGAGAAAGAGUCAAUUUAGGGGUAUUCGUCAGCGCCCCUGGGGUAAGUGGGCUGCUGAAAUCAGAGAUCCAAGCAAGGGUGCACGUGUCUGGCUUGGUACUUUCAACAGUGCUGAAGAAGCUGCAAGAGCUUACGAUGUUGAAGCACGCAGGAUCCGUGGCAACAAGGCCAAGGUUAACUUUCCAAAGGAACCAAUAGUUCCACAGAAGCGUCGUGCUCGCCCUGGUGCUCCUAAAGCACCAAAGCUAAGCGUGGCAUCGGAACCUUCUGUCAUGCCAUCAGUCAACAACCUUUCCAACCCAAAUGCUUUCAUCUACCCAUCUGCUAACUUUGCAUCAAACCAGCCACUUGCUCUACCUGACAACCUGUCA